AUUAUUAACGAUAAACAAUCGAUACGUACAUGAAACGCAUACGUAUACAGUAUACAUUACAGGGCGCCUAUAUAAUGGGGAUGCCCACAUGGAAGCUCAAUUGAAUUUGGUGAUUUAUUGGGAGUUAUUGCUUCCUCAACCUGCAAAUCAGUUGCAUACAAUUGCCUGAUUACUAUUUGCAAGUAGGCGGAGGAUUUCACAGGCUUUAAGGGUUUUGCAGAGUGAUUUGCCAUUUUUAUCUGCCAACAUGCUUCUCAGAGCCUCCUCAGCUGUUUCUACUGCCAGUGCUGCUGUUGGUUCCCUGAAACAGCAGGAUGGCUUUCACAACAAAUUUGCGGGAGAAAAGCUUAAUGUAAGCCUGGCAGCAAAAAUGAAUCAGGGUAGAUGUGCAGUGCACCAUUCUGCUUCUAACGUCAAAGCUAUGGCUACUCAACUCAGUAACACCUCGUUGAAUGGAGUAAUCUUUGAGCCAUUCACUGAGGUGCAGAGUCAGCUUACUCAAAUCUCGCAGUUAUACUCAGAGUCCCUGGCCAGACAGAGGUUUUCAGAUCCUUGUGAAGCCGCCCUCAACGAACAAAUCAAUGUGGAGUACAAUGUAUCAUACGUAUAUCAUGCUCUGUUUGCCUACUUUGAUAGAGACAAUGUAGCUUUGCCAGGAUUUGCAAAGUACUUCAAGGAAGCCAGUGAUGAGGAACGAAAUCAUGCAGAAAUGCUAAUGAAAUAUCAGAACAUAAGAGGCGGCAAAGUUGUGCUGCAAUCCAUUUUGAUGCCUGUCAUGGAGUUUGACCAUCCCCAUAAAGGAGAUGCCCUCUAUGCCAUGGAGCUGGCCUUGUCUCUGGAGAAGCUCACCAAUGAAAAGCUUCUCAACUUGCACAGUGUUGCUCAAGAAGCUAAUGAUAGUCAGAUGACAGAUUACAUUGAGGGCAACUUCCUCACAGAGCAGGUGGAAGCAAUCAAGCAGGUUGCAGAAUAUGUUUCUCAAUUGAGAAGGAUAGGCAAAGGACAUGCUGUGUGGCAUUUUGAUCAAGUACUUCUCCAUGGCGACGGUGGUGCUCAUGCUGGAGGAGCUGCAAUUGCUUGAUCUGUCUGUUCAUAUACACUUUUAGGAAGUUGCCUUCGAUCCAUGAAUUCACAUCUUUGAAUGAAUGCAACGUCAUCUAUAAUUUUCUCUUACAUUUAUCUCCGUAUAGUUUGAAGCUCUGUUUUGACCUCCGUACCUGGAUUAGAAGUAAAACUAUCUCAAUUUAGUAUGUGCAUCGAUUUGCUGUUAUAUUCAGAUAAUGGUUCUGUAUUACAUUUUGUUUGAAGAUGAAUUCUGAAGAUAUAUUGUAGAUAACAUUUAGCGUGAACUCUACACCGAUUUCAAAUUUACUGCCAUGUUGCAGUCAUGUUACUGAGCCAUUCUGAAUCGGUUUGGGUUAUAGCGAAUGGAUUAUAUAAUUUCUGGUAAUAUGAUUAAGAUGGGUUGCUUUAGACCAAA
Cryptomeria japonica (Japanese cedar) is the source of this 1480-nucleotide messenger RNA. RefSeq names its product ferritin-3, chloroplastic. Gene Ontology annotation, cellular component: cytoplasm. The record is from RefSeq and is a predicted model, not a curated record. NCBI's taxonomy places the organism in Eukaryota, Viridiplantae, Streptophyta, Pinopsida, Cupressales, Cupressaceae. Gene Ontology annotation, molecular function: ferrous iron binding; ferric iron binding. The transcript has 9 exons. Gene Ontology annotation, biological process: iron ion transport; intracellular iron ion homeostasis. The coding region runs from base 248 to 1081 and encodes 277 amino acids.